Molecule: messenger RNA, 3714 nt
Organism: Rhineura floridana
Lineage: Eukaryota; Metazoa; Chordata; Lepidosauria; Squamata; Rhineuridae
Gene: MEDAG
Product: mesenteric estrogen dependent adipogenesis
Exons: 5
Coding region: 539-1477 (312 amino acids)
Cellular component (GO): cytoplasm
Source: RefSeq, a predicted model, not a curated record
AAGGCGCCGGCUCCUCCUAAGCAAACACGCGCGCAGGGCGCACUCGCGCAGCCCAGAGGAAAGCCCUCUGCAUUCCGUGGGGCUCGGGAGGAUUACAUAAACGCGCGGCCAAAAUAUCGCCGCCAAAGGCCACCUGGAAUCAAUCAGUUACUGCGAGACCAGGAAGGAGACAGCUGGCCCUUCUCCAGAGGGCGGAGGAGCCUGAGAGCGCCCAACGCGGCGGGAGACCGGCUUGCUCAUCACUGGCUUUGUAGUCAAGGCCGCAGCAGCGCUGCAGGCUUCGCGCCCAGCGGUGGCGGCCACGGUCCCUCCUGAGGCUGCGCGAGAUGACCCCAUAAAGGCGGCAGCGGACGUCGAGGCUGGCCUUUUCUCCUCCCCCCCGCUGGCUUUGCGCUCUGCGGCAGCAUCAGAGGCGGAGCUGCGCCUGGCCUCUUUUCUCACCGGCUCGGCCGCUGCUUUCCAGGAGUGCCUUCAGCUCCAGCGUAGCUGCUGCCGUUGCUUGCUCCUCCGCCUGUGUUUGCUCCGUGCCGCAGCUGCCAUGGCCGUCUGGAGCGGGUUCGAUUACAACAACCCGCCAGGCUCGGUCCGGCCCAGCUUAACCUCCGUCUCUUCGGGGGAGUUGCAGAGUCUCCGGACGUGCAACUGCGAAAUGGCGGUGUUGUCGCUGCGGCAGCUGCUGCUUCUGCAGCCUCACUCGUUCCAGCUGUCGGGGAACAUCGUGGCCGUGUUAAGUCCGCCGAGCCGCCGGCUCGGGGGAGGCUUCACAGUGAUAAGCGACGGCUCCCUCCACGUGGACGGGCAGCACCAUUGCAAGCUCACCGGCUACUUCAAGAGGUAUGUAGAACUUAACACCCACUAUGACUAUAAAAACUACAGAGAGACUAUACUGGGUCGUCCAUUGGUAUUCUUCUUCAAUGUCAGAACAAAAUAUAGUUCUUCAAAAGAAAAAACAUAUGCUUUGCUUGUGAAUACCCGGCACCCAAAGAUGAGAAGGCAGAUUGAGAAUGGCAUGAAUGACAUAAUAUCUUCUGUGAUUGGAGAAAGUUAUAAACUGCAGUUUGAUUUCCAAGAUGUGGUAAAGAAGUUUUUUCCUUCAGGAGCCCAUUUGGUCAAUAAAGAAAGCCUGAGCUUUUCCUAUGAGUUCAAAUCUGACGCCUUAUUUGAUUUCUUUUAUUGGUUUGGGAUCAGCAAAAGGACAGUUUUGGUGAAUGGGAAAGUUCUGAAUUUGUCUAGUACCAAUCCAGAGAAGAAAGAGAUGAUAACAAAGUUUCUGGAUAAAAUGAGUGAACCAAAUCUGCGGUCAAACAGCUUUUCAGACAGGAAAUUCAGUGUUACCUCCAGAGCUUCAGUAGAUGACGUCUUUAAUGGCAACUUGACACCCCAAUCAUCUUGGACGGAGUCCCCGUUGAUAGUUUGGACACUUCAAGGGGUUCAGGAAUCUGAAGACAGAUCAAAUAUAGUAAUCAGAUUUUCAUGAAAGCAGAAAUGCACCACAGUGGAAUUGUCUUCAUUGCAGAAUGCAAGAAGUUAUUGAAAGGAAAACUUUGGUUUUCCUUUUGCAUCUUACCCAGCUCUUGCAUUCCAGCUGUUUUCUUUGGUUCAGGAAAAGUCUCUCCUGGUUCUUAAAAUGGUACUUGCAGAGUUCUUCCCUCAGCAUUAUGAGCUUGCUGGAGGAUAGAGCUUUCUUCUUAUUGCUGUUCACACUUCAGCAUAUAGCUAGAGUGAUUACACUGAUGUUAAAUCUAGAUUGUUAGAGUGGUUUUAAAUGACAAAUUUUACAAGGUGACUACAAUCAUGUGCAGUGACCAGUUCAUUUUAUCAUUGCUCCAAUGCUUAGCUCUGUUUUCAAUGGAAAGUCGAAUGGAAUGCAAAGUGCUUUUGAUGCUCCUGAAAUGUAGUAUAACAAGCUAAACUUGCUGCAUUCUUUAAAAAUGGCUAACAGUGACCUUAAAGAUCUGACAGUGCUUUUAAGAUGGUGUUCAGAAGCCCACUGUUGCUCAGAUUUGUAGUGCUGCUUUGGCUUGGAAAGAUGUGCAGCCCUAGAUAAAUCUGACUGCAAUUUGAAGUGUUUGAGAGACUAUUCUUGGGUCCAUUGCAAGCUUCCUGUAUCUCCCCAAGUCAAAAUAGCUUUUUUGUGUGUGUUGUGCUUCAUCUUCCCAUAGGCCAAAAAGAGAACUCAUCUGCACCAUAAGUUGUUCACUUUUUUCUUCCAAAGCACUUAAGGAGUCUACUGGGAGAAUCUGGUACUAUGUCAAAACUUACUUUUUUUCUUGUAUUCCCUGAAGUAAUGUUCAAUGAACUCACUGGAGUUUUGUUGCAGCCUCUGUAAAAUGCUAUAUUCCUCUGGCACUACAAUUCAUAUUAAAUUUUAACACUGAUAUGCCUAUCAUGGGUAGGUUUUAAAUGCUGUGUUUUAAAACAAGCUUGUGCCAGUUCUGGAUAGAAAUACCUAUUACUAUUGAAAUAAGAUCAUCACUGUUUGAGGCAGAUGGAACAUGCAUUGCUUUCUACAUUAAAGCUUUGCCCCGAAGCCCUGUUCAAUCAGUUAAGCCACAGGAUUCUAUUUUGUAUCUUCCACCUUGUCUUUAACUUGCCAUCAUAAUGUUCCUUAAGGGAGCUUCUUAACUUUGCUCCAACCCCAUUAUUGCUGGAAAAAGGCAUUUGCACAUAACAGGGGAUCAAUGUAUACAUGUGAGAGAUGUGUGUAGGUUUUCAAUCAUAGCAAGCAGAUGUUGGGUCACCUUGCCCCUAUGAUUCCAUAUCGUGCAAAAGGCUAUAUCAAUCCUCCUUAAUUUCUCACUUGGUUACAAUGAAAUUAAUGGUGUCAGCACAUGUAUAUGAUACCAUAUGGCAAUGUGAGCAUGAUUAGUCAAGGAGGCAUAUGAUUGACUGGCUGAGAAACUCCAGUUUUGCUUCUCACUUGUACUUGAAUGUUAUACAGAUGAGGAGAUGCAUAUUGUUCCUGAGAAAUGUAGAUUUUCUUUAAAACUAAAAAUUUCCCCUAAUUAAAGAUGCUGAUAAUUGUUGCAAGAGCUUAGCUGCACCUUCCUUUUGGGAGGAGGCUGCCUCAUUCAUUUCUGUAGUUGGGGUGUGACUUUGCAGACACUUGGAGUUGCCCCCUCAAAGUGAAAUGGGCAGUCUGCACCAGGCUAUACAUUAGGAAAAAUGUCUGUUCCCUUCAGACACCAAUGGAAUUGAUGAACAUAAUAUAUUUUGUAAUAUAUAACUGUAGACUGUGCCUUGGAUGUUAAUGACCUUAGAAUAAGGUGUGUUAUGAGUACCCCUUAGUAAAGCUGACUACUUCUUGGAAACUGUGUACUUGUUAUCUUGCAACACUGAGUGGGCAACAUGACAACUUUAGGUCUGCCUAUGGUAAACAUUUUACCUUUUUUCUCUAUAAUAUGGUAUUUGAAAACAAUUUUUAUAUUACCAAAGUAUGAUGUUUUCAACAGUGGAAAUGCCAUCCAUGUACACUAACUGUAUUAAAUGUGUACUGUAUGGGACUUCUAGAGCAUUUUGGGCUUGCAUGGUUGGAAAAAGGAAUCCUGUGAGUGGAAUGAAUGAGUCCUGCAAAAAAAAAAAGGCAGGCAUGAUCAUACUGAGUAUGCAUAUUAAAGAGUAUUUUCAAUACUACUAGUCAAUCUCUUUAAGUGAUUACAUGUUCAGUGCCUUAGUAUUUCUUCUGUUUACAAUAAAGGGAGAUUUUUAAACAAA